This is a messenger RNA of Chelmon rostratus (copperband butterflyfish), 1716 nucleotides long. Its product is annotated as coiled-coil domain-containing protein 177. Lineage: Eukaryota; Metazoa; Chordata; Actinopteri; Chaetodontiformes; Chaetodontidae. The transcript has a single exon. Bases 1 to 1716 code for a protein of 571 amino acids. The record is from RefSeq and is a predicted model, not a curated record.
AUGGGGGAGCUGAGGUCCACCUCUCCCCGGCCUCGUUUGGACCUGAACAACUUUGACUCGGCCGCAGCAGAGAGGAGCCGCUACGUUUUAACGAGCCCGCGCUCCCUGCAGUCAUGUGCACGACUCGGCAUCAAACCUGUUGAACUUCUGAUCAAAUCGCUAAACGAGCUGAUUGCCGAGCAGAACGACGUGUCCGUCGAGGCGGCGAGGGUCAUGCAUGAAUCCUACGAAAAGGAGAGAAUGAAGCUUUUGCAAAUGUGCCGGGAGGAGCGGGAGAGGAUUAUCCAGGCGGCUGGGGACAGGUGGCCAGGCAGUGAUAGUAAGGUCUCAGGCCUGGAAGUGGCGCAAGAGACCAAACUGAAAGAUCACUCAAGGGACAGACAGACAACGGGGUCCAUCCCAUAUGCAGAUCUGUGCCUUAAAGGGAAAUCUGUGAGUAGGUCGUCCUGCUCAGCUGCUGGCAACAGACACCCCCACAGGAGCACAGUCUGCAGCUUCAGCCUGGGAGACCUCAGACACUCACCAGGGACUGAGAUGACACUGGAGAGGCUCACCAAGGACAUCAAAAAGGAAAUGUGUGUCACAGUGUCUGAGCGAGACCGCAAGAUAGCAGCACUCAUGCUGGUGAAGCACCAAGAGGAGCAGGCUUCCCUGAAGCUCAGUCAGCAAGAGGAGCUGGAGCGACAGGAGGCCCGCAGGCAGGAGGAGGCCCAGCGGGCUCAGGCGGAGAAAAAGAGAAGGAAGAAACUGAAGCAGACUAUGCAAUGCUGGCACGAGGAGCUGGAGGCCCGCAGGAGGCUGCGGGAGCGAAGGGAAGAAGAGAAAGCGGGACAACUUGAGCAGGAGGUGCUGCUGCGGGAAGACAAAUGGAGGAGGCUGAAAGAGGAGGUGGAGGCACAGCGCAGAGAAAAGAUAGAGGUUGCACAGAGAGAGGCAGAGGAGCGCAAAUGCUGCCAGGAGAGGCUGCUGAGAGACAAUGAGGAGGUGGAGAGAAGAAGGCGAGAGAGGGAGAGACAGGUAGGAGUGGAGCGGGAGCAGAAGGCCAGGAGGAGCAAAGUGUCACAGGAGAAGACGAAGAGGAAGAGGCUGGAGGAGGGCAACCGUAGGGAGCUUCUACGACACAUCCUGCUGAAACAGCAGGUGGAGCAGCGGGUGAAGGAAGAGGAGGCACAGAUGAGGAGCACACUUGAGAAGAAGCUGCGACACUCCUGCGAGAAACAUAGCCAGGCUGUAGAUGCUCGGCUCAGGGAGCUGCAGGAGCGGGCGGCCCGGGAAGAGGAGCAGAUUCAGAGAGCGCGGCUGAGGGCCGAGCUGCAGAGCGUCCAGCAUCUCACACACAAACAGAUCCUGGUCCAGCUGAGCCAGUGGCGCAUGGAGAGAGCGGCCCAGCGCGCCUCGGCCCGCCACGAGACCAGAGCUCAGCAGACGCACGAGCACAACAAACACCGGCAGAUCUGCCACCAGAGGCUCAGGGAGAGGAUGCAGAGAGAGGAGGAGGCAGCGAGGAGGGUCAGAGAGAGCUGCAUCUUCAUGAAGGAGUGGAGGAGGGAGAGGCUGCGGAGACAGCGGGAGCAGAUACAGGAGGAGGCGCACAGGCUGGCUCGGGCCUCCUUUCACAUGAGGGAGAGAGUGAGGCAGCAGACGCACAGACGAACCUUUGAUCAGAUGGCUCUGGAGGCUCAGCUGACUGCCUCCAUGAGCCGCAUGAAACUAUGA